Molecule: messenger RNA, 1099 nt
Organism: Branchiostoma floridae (Florida lancelet)
Lineage: Eukaryota; Metazoa; Chordata; Leptocardii; Amphioxiformes; Branchiostomatidae
Exons: 1
Coding region: 44-1099 (351 amino acids)
Source: RefSeq, a predicted model, not a curated record
AACACAAAUGUAGAUUAAAGGAAGACUCUACAGACGGAGGUGAAUGGAUUGGAAACCAUGUCCACGUCCGUGUGUCGGACCAAAGUCCCUUCCACAACAAACGUACUGUGGAAAGCCUCGCGCAAUGACCGUAUUGUUUGCCAUCUCUGUACUUGCCCUGUUGAUACUUGUUUCGAUACAGACAGAACACGCAUCUAUGGGACCAGGACAGAACUCAAUCCCUGUUUUCUUUGGAGAAGGGAACAAACCACAGCAGUUCGAAGUCGAACAAAAAAGACACAUGGUCACAUAUAUUCUGCAGCAACCCUUUUUGCAAAACAGAGUAUCUAGGAAUCAUUCCACAACCAGAAAAACAAUCAGAGCAAUAAAUUACCACAAGAAGUUGUCAAGGAAACCAAAUUCUUUCAAACAAAAGCAGACAAUAUAUAAAGGAAAACCAGACAAGACGAGAAUGUCUGACAGAUAUCAUAUAUGGCGCUUCAGAAACACCAAGGAUUAUAUACAUGUACAUGAACAGAUUCCUGUCAAUAGACGGAAUACAUAUAAUAGCCACUUUCGAAAGCUUCUACAAAUGUCACAGACUACCGGACCCUAUUCCUCUACAUCAUUCAUUACCACAUCUCCAGAAACGACUAUGGAAACAUCAGUCCCACCUUCUAGAAUGGUAACAUCAGUCCCGCCUUCAACAAUGGUCACAUCAGCCCCUCCUACAACUAUGGAAACAUCAGUCCCACCUUCAACUAUGGUAACAUCAGUCCCACCUUCAACUAUGAUCACAUCAGCCCCUCCUACAACUAUGGAAACAUCGGUCCCACCUACAACAAUGAUCACAUCAGUCCCACCGACAACUAUGGAAACAUCAGUCCCACCUUCAACUAUGGAAACAUCAGCCCCUCCUACAACUAUGGAAACAUCAGUCCCACCGACAACUAUGGUGACAUCAGUCCCACCUUCAACUAUGGUAACAUCGGCCCCUCCUACAACUAUGGAAACAUCAGUCCCACCGACAACUAUGGAAACAUCAGUCCCACCUUCAAAUAGGAAACGGACGGUCAGCUUGCUACAACUAUGGAAACAUCAGUCCCACCGACAACUAUAG